UCAUCUUCUCUUCAUCUUGCGCUGACAUUUUGCCCAAAAUUCCCUCUUCCGCAGCAUCCCGACUCCAACAAAUCGAAGAACAAGUCGUCGUCGAAAUGGGUGACGAAGCUCCAACCCAGAGGUUUGAGACCCUGCAAUUGCACGCAGGUCAAGAGCCCGAUCCCACAACCAAGUCUCGCGCCGUACCCAUCUAUGCCACCACAUCCUACACCUUCAAUGACUCCGCCCACGGUGCGAGGCUGUUCGGCCUCAAGGAGUUUGGCAACAUCUACUCCCGUCUCAUGAACCCAACAGUCGACGUUCUCGAGAAGCGAGUGGCUGCACUGGAAGGUGGUGUAGCAGCUGUGGCCACGGCAUCCGGCCAGGCCGCCCAGUUCAUGGCGAUUGCAAACCUCGCACAAGCCGGGGACAAUAUCAUCUCCACAUCCAACCUGUACGGUGGCACCUACAACCAGCUCAAGGUUUUCUUUCCACGACUCGGAAUCCACACCAAGUUCGUCAACGGCGACAGCCCGGCAGACUUCAAGCCGCUCAUCGACGAGAAGACCAAGGCCAUCUACCUCGAGACCAUUGGCAACCCUCGCUACAACGUCCCCGACUUGGAGGCCAUCGCAAAGAUCGCCCACGAUGCAGGCAUCCCGGUCAUCGUCGACAACACCUUUGGAGCGGGAGGCUUUUUCUGCCGUCCCAUCGACCACGGCGCGGACAUUGUCGUGCACAGCGCGACGAAGUGGAUUGGCGGACACGGCACCACCAUUGGCGGAGUCGUCGUCGACUCCGGCAAAUUCGACUGGGGUACUCCAGAUGCCCGCAAGCGCUUCCCACAAAUGAGCGAGCCGUCCGACGGGUACCACGGACUCAAGUUCUUCGACACCUUCGGCGCCAUCACCUUUGCCAUCCGCCUGCGUGUCGAGAUUCUCCGUGAUCUGGGCGCGGCCCUCAAUCCUUUCGCAGCACAGCAGCUGAUACUCGGAAUCGAGACGCUGAGCUUGCGUUGCGAGCGUCACGCUCAGAACGCUCAGAAGCUGGCGGAGUGGCUGGAGCAGAACCCGAACGUUGCAUGGGUCAGCUACCCAGGUCUAGCGAGCCACAAGUCCCACGAGAUCGCGAAGAAGUAUCUCCCACGCGGCUUCGGUGGUGUGCUGUCGUUUGGUGUCAAGGGUGGAGAGCAGGCCGGUAGCCAGGUCGUCGAUGGCUUCAAGCUGAUCUCCAACUUGGCCAAUGUUGGAGACUCCAAGACGCUGGCUAUUCACCCGUGGACCACCACCCACGAGCAGCUGAGUGAUGAGGAGAAGAUUAGCAGUGGUGUGACUGAGGACCUCAUUCGCAUCUCGGUCGGAAACGAGCACAUCGACGACAUCAUCGCCGACUUCGAGCAGUCUUUCAAGUCUGCCGCGACCAAGCCCAACCAGCAGGGCAGUGACAACGCCAAUGUCACCGGCGAUGCGAACGCUCCCACCAACCCAACUGUUUAG
Zymoseptoria tritici IPO323 is the source of this 1475-nucleotide messenger RNA. RefSeq lists its product as uncharacterized. NCBI's taxonomy places the organism in Eukaryota, Fungi, Ascomycota, Dothideomycetes, Mycosphaerellales, Mycosphaerellaceae. Gene Ontology annotation, biological process: transsulfuration. The transcript is spliced from 3 exons. Bases 96 to 1475 code for a protein of 459 amino acids. Gene Ontology annotation, molecular function: pyridoxal phosphate binding; transferase activity, transferring alkyl or aryl (other than methyl) groups. The record is from RefSeq and is a predicted model, not a curated record.